Molecule: messenger RNA, 1312 nt
Organism: Spinacia oleracea (spinach)
Lineage: Eukaryota; Viridiplantae; Streptophyta; Magnoliopsida; Caryophyllales; Amaranthaceae
Product: protein CANDIDATE G-PROTEIN COUPLED RECEPTOR 2
Exons: 6
Coding region: 137-1057 (306 amino acids)
Biological process (GO): G protein-coupled receptor signaling pathway
Cellular component (GO): plasma membrane
Molecular function (GO): G protein-coupled receptor activity
Source: RefSeq, a predicted model, not a curated record
AACCUACUAAUCAAAUCUCCAACAGCAGAAACAGAAUACGAGUACCAAUCGAAAUUAGGGUUCAUAUUUUCUCCCAAAUUCCCCAAAUUGAUCCCUCUCAAAUGCUCAACCAAAAACCCCAAGAUUGACCAAAAAGAUGGCGUCCUUAACACUAACCCCAGCUCUCGAAAUACCAAUUUCAUCGGAAGCAAAUUCUUCUGCCGGAAUCGGGGAAACUAUCAGUAUCAAACCAAUUGAUCAUCAAGUUUACAGCUGGUUAUUGAAUUGCCAUGGAUUUUGGCACAAUAUUUUCCUAAUUUUACCUUCUGCUUUGUUUAUUUUGUACUUGGCAUUUCAAGCGAAGAAGAGCUACAGGAAGCUUUUGGUUGGAAAGUCCCACAUUAUUAACUCGUAUUAUGGGAUUGUUUGGCUUGUUAGUCUCCUUAAUUUUACUUGGUGUUGUCUUCAGACUUGGGAGUGUACUCCGGGAAAGACACUAGCAUGGAACCUUCUAUCUCUAUUCACUACUUCAGGCUUGCUGUUUCUGGAAGUGAGUUUGAUUGCUUUUCUUCUUCAAGGAAAUUAUGCAAGUGGGACAGAAGCUUUGACUCGUACUUUUUCCAUCUCCGCUAUGCUAGUUGGUUUCGAUGUCUUUCUGAAGGGAAUGUAUGUAUUUGCAUUUGGAGUCCCGUUAUUCAUUGAGAAUAAUGACGCAAAUCGAAUGAAGUGGGGCCUGUGGAUUGUACACAAGCUAGUGCUAACUGCAGUUUAUGGCUUCAUACUUUUCAUGUACCAUUCCAGCAGGAGAGAGAGUUUACCUGCAAGACCAGCAUAUCACAAGUACAUCACAAUCAUGUUUGGCGUUAAUGCGUUGGCGCUAUUUGCUUGUGUCCUGAGUGGAAACGGUUUUGGGUUCUGGUUGUAUGACACCCUAGAUAUAUGCUACCAUGCAUUUUACCUUCCUCUCAUAUACAUGACAUUUUUAGCCGAUUUCUUUCAGGAGGAAGACUUGAACUUGGAGCAUGUAUACUACUCAGAGAUGAAAGACGCUGGAUUCUUUGAUGCUGAUUGGGACUAAAAAAAAUGACUAAACCUUUUUGUUUCCUGGUUGUAACUUGUAAAUAGAAUUUACUCGUCUGUUGUAUAAAUAAUAUUAUGAUUUUCCUUGUAGAACAACUCUUAGUUUUUGUUAAAAUUUAGUGCUAAUUAAUUAGUUGUGAAAAUGGAUUUGCUGCCGGCCUGCCGCUAACUUCUUCCUGUUGGGUAGUACUACUUCGUAUAAGAGGUGGCAAAUGUAUUGUGUCGUGUUUGCUCAUGUGUUCAUUUUGUGUGA